This is a messenger RNA of Papilio polytes (common Mormon), 1603 nucleotides long. RefSeq names its product adenosine deaminase CECR1-A-like (gene Adgf). Gene Ontology annotation, molecular function: adenosine deaminase activity. Lineage: Eukaryota; Metazoa; Arthropoda; Insecta; Lepidoptera; Papilionidae. The record is from RefSeq and is a predicted model, not a curated record. The transcript has a single exon. Gene Ontology annotation, biological process: adenosine catabolic process; inosine biosynthetic process. Bases 65 to 1567 code for a protein of 500 amino acids.
AAAGGUCAUUGUGCUGCGUGGUCAGUCAAUAUCGAACAUUUGCCACGUCCAUACGUUAGUCAACAUGCGUGCUGUGAUAUUCCUAUUGUGUCUCCUAAAUGUGUACGCUUCAGAUAUCGAUGAGUAUUUUGAUAAACGAUACAAGAUACUUAAAAGUGAAUCCAGAUCGUCUAUCGGUGGCAAUGUUACCCUCAGUGAUAAAGAAGCCGCUGUCAAUAUCUGUUUGAUGCAUUACAAGUUCAAGGAAGUUGACUACUGGUUCGAUAACCCGAGGUAUUUCAAUUGUUCACGACAUUAUUUCACUUACAAACAAUAUAUAAAGACAUCUAAAGUGUACAGGAUUAUACAGGAUAUGCCUAAAGGUGCAGCGCUUCAUGUCCACGAUAUGGGACUCUUAGGUCCUGAUUAUUUAAUGAAUGUAACAUAUCAAGAUAAUCUUUAUGUUUGUUUUGAUAAUAACUUGCAUUUGAUAUUCUCCAACACAUUACCAAAAUCUCCCUGUGAUGGACAAUGGAAAUUAAUGAGUAUAGCUAGAAGUUCUUCAAAAAACGUGACUAAAUUCGACGCAGAUUUGAGGAAGCAUUUCACAUUAUAUGUGAAAAAUCCGGAUACAGUUUAUCCGAGCAUACGAGAGACUUGGAGAUCGUUUAUGAAGUUCUUUGUUACUGUCCUGCCGAUGCUGUCUUACAGACCAGUUUGGGAGCAAUACUUUUACGAUGCUUUAAAGAAAUUUAGAGAAGACAAUGUAAUGUACUUAGAAGUUAGAAGCAUAUUACCUAGUCUAUACGAAUUGGAUGGUACAGUUUACGAUCCGAUAGUCACAGCGAAAACAUACAAGAAGGUGAUUAAAAACUUCAUGAAGGAUCACCGCGAUUUUUUGGGUGCGAAGCUUAUAUAUGCACCAUCUAGAAAAGUAGAUCGUGCAAAGCUGGAAGAGUACAUAGAACUAGCAAAGAGAAUAAAACAGGAUAUGCCCGAUACAUUCGCUGGGUUCGAUUUAGUUGGACAGGAAGAUUUGGGAAGUCCACUUAUAGAAUUUGUACCACAACUAUUGGAAUCCGCAUCGGAAUUGAAUUACUUCUUUCAUGCGGGAGAAACUGAUUGGUAUGGUACACUGACAGACGAAAAUCUCAUAGAUGCAGUGUUACUGGGAGCUAGACGUUUAGGACAUGCGUACGCAUUGCCGAAACAUCCUCACGUGUUGAACGAAGUUAUAAAGAAAGACAUUGGUUUGGAGGUUAAUGUGAUAUCGAAUGCGGUGUUGUCUUUAGUACGUGAUAUAAGGAAUCAUCCUUUGAGUGCGUUUCUAGCGCACGGCUUACCAGUUGUACUAUCAAGUGAUGACCCUGGAGUGUGGGAGGCGGAUCCUCUCUCUGAGGAUUUUUAUAUCGCGUUCGUGGCAGUAGCCAGUAGACUAUCUGAUUUAAGAAUGCUCAAACAGCUAGCGAUAAAUUCGUUAAAAUACAGUGCUUUAGACGCGAUCUCAAAAGUUGACGCGUUACGAAAAUUCAACUACAAAUGGAAUGAUUUUAUUGAUAACUUUAAUUGUUCUAAGUAUUCAAAUUAAUUAUGAAAGUAUUAAAGUAAAUUACGUAAAUCCUAA